This is a messenger RNA of Sporothrix schenckii 1099-18, 3114 nucleotides long. RefSeq names its product Protein kinase domain-containing protein. Gene Ontology annotation, cellular component: cytoplasm. Lineage: Eukaryota; Fungi; Ascomycota; Sordariomycetes; Ophiostomatales; Ophiostomataceae. Gene Ontology annotation, biological process: protein phosphorylation; signal transduction. The transcript is spliced from 2 exons. Bases 1 to 3114 code for a protein of 1037 amino acids. Gene Ontology annotation, molecular function: ATP binding; protein kinase activity. The record is from RefSeq and is a predicted model, not a curated record.
AUGGCCCAACCGACUUCGCUGCCGAGCGAGCCUCAGGCUGGGAGUCUACGAACUGCCCCAUUGGCUUCAUCAGUGCCCCCGGCGUCUCCCACAAAAAGCAUAUGGAAGAGACUGUUGAAUCGCAGUGCGAGUGCUCACCCGAGAGAGCCGGUACAAUGCCCAUCUGCUGAGCUGCCACAGUCCGCUUCUCCGGCGGUAUUACCAUUUGCACAAGAGCCCACAGCUCAGAAACUAGAGACGAGUGGACCAUUAGAUCCGGCGCGAGACGGGCUGGGUGUCGGCCACGAUGAUCAGCUACCUAGCAGCUCCAACGCCGAAGCACCUGCCGCAGAUGCGGACGGUGGCAUUGCUACCAAGACAUCUAGCAAUAGUCGGCGAGCUCCGCACCGCGAUGUUGUUCCUGGCUUGCCUCGUGCGCAGACUUUUGCUCGACAGCAAUCUGAACUGCGCGGAAAUCUGAUGCCGAUUAUCCCUACCUCUGCUGAGCGGCGGGGUGUGUCAGCAGACCGGCGGUUGACGCGGAGCGUAUCAUCGCCCACGAGUUCCCAAAUUCUAUCAGACCCUCGCACCAGCGCACCCAAUGUUUCGUACCGUCCAAAACCGGGCAUAUCCGAUGCGGCGAAACCAGCAACGGGCGCACCCCAGGAAGAAGCUGUGCCACCUGUUCCCACAAUUCCUUCGUUGACAGCUACUGUGGCUUCUAGUGGGCAGCCACCAAUAAGUGAAGCUGAAACAGAUGACACUACAGCUGUCACAAGCGGAGACGGUCUGAUCCAUGGCGACGCCGCUCCUGCCCCCCAGCCUGCCGCAUCAGGAGGCGACAAUGACUGUGGGCCAUCGGACGCACACUCUGUGGCCGGAAACAUCGCCAAGGAGAAUGAAGAGACCUUUCAUAUUGACACGGCAUCUAUGACCUCGUCACAGUACGAGCACCGCAUUCGCUAUGAGCUGGAGCAUGUGUGGAUUCUCAACUUGUCGAUGCACUUCCGCGACAAGUCCAGACGCGAGAAAUUCUUUGUUACAUAUCGACAGCGGCCCGACCUAACGCGCCGGGUGACUAUCUCCCUCGACUACCGCAACGCUCCAGACGGCUCACUCGAGAUGGAUCUCCUUGACACCAAGCUUCAACGAGACAAGAACGAAAUGAUCUAUGAAGCCAUCCGCGAGAGCCUGGUCGACAUUCAGUUUUACAACACCGUGACAAAUCUUAAGUUGCAGACGACUGAUGGCCGGCUGCAUGUGCACGUGGUUGAGGAUACUACUGAGAUUAUUGACUACCCUUCGGCCCAAUUUGUGCACCACUUGGGCUGCCGCAAGAUUCGGGAGUCUGACGUUGAAUUUGACUCUCACAUGUCCGGCUUCGUAUACAGGGUCCGUGUCGAGGGCCGGGUCCUUAUCAAGAAAGAGAUCCCGGGGCCAGAUUCCGUUGACGAGUUUUUGUAUGAGGUCAACGCCCUCAAUUUUCUUCGCGGGUCCCAAAAUGUCAUCGAGCUGUACGGUGUCAUUAUUGGCGACGACGACCGCGUCCGCGGCCUUCUCAUCAGCUACGCCGAGCAAGGUGCUCUGAUUGACAUCCUGUAUGAAAACAACCACGGAAUUCCUUGGUACACGCGCAUGAAAUGGGCCCGUCAGAUCGUUCAUGGACUGUCUGAGAUUCACGAAGCGGGAUUUGUUCAGGGCGACUUCACUCUUUCGAACAUUGUCAUUGAUUAUGAUGGUAACGCCAAGAUCAUUGACAUUAAUCGACGUGGGUGCCCUGUCGGAUGGGAGCCACCUGAGGCCACCCCUCUGAUCCAAAGCGACCAGCGCAUUUCGAUGUACAUUGGCGUCAAGUCGGAUCUCUAUCAGCUGGGCAUGGUGCUCUGGGCACUCGCAACACAGGAAGACGACCCAGAAGCCCAUGGGCGACCUCUGCUCUUGGGCGACGAUGUCGGCGUGCCACAAUGGUACCGAAGCAUUGUGGACACCUGUCUUGCCGAGGAUCCUCGGGAACGCUCGCAAGCUCUUCAACUUCUCAGAUAUUUCCCGCGGCCCAGCACACACUUUGACGACAGUGAUUACGAGGACGACUGGGUCCAUGGGACGCAUCACCACCAUCCGGCGUUUUAUGCCCACAGUGCUCCGUCGGGAUCGGUUGACGACGGAUCCAACUCGUUCCGCAACAGGGCGGCUGAGCUCGGCAGUGUACCCUCCGGCGACGACCAUGCCGACGACAUCGCUGGGCAGUUUAUAGAAAGAGAGCGGCCCGAUUUCGUCGUUGACAAAUUCACGAGUUUGACACCGGUCAUCCGCGAUGUGACACCAAGCAACGACUGGGCGUACGUAAACAAUUUCGGCCACACGUAUGUCUCCCCCUCAAAUGGUGUUUCCAACGAAUCAUACUACUACCCUACAAGAGGCCGGUCUCCGCCCAGAAAGUCACAUUCUGGCUAUGGCCGACGAGACGGUUCUUGGAUCAGAAAGGAGUCUCUGGAGCAGCAAACGUCGGCCGCAGAUGCGCUCCAUGUGAAACAGGCCGAGUCCUCGCCAAACCGGAGCAAUCUCCCCAGCAGCGAACCUCCAGCUUUAUCGGAAUUGAAAGACGAAGAUGUUCAAGUGGGGGAUGAAGCUGACGUACCUGAUGACACGGUGGACGCAGACACAAAGGAGAGUUCAGACUUGGAGGUUGUGGAGACUGUUCACAAGGAGGCGGCCGAUGACGUGGCCGUUGAUAUACCGGCCGAUGACAACGGCGCAGCACACACUGCAUCCCCCGAGACAGACGUGCAACCCCUCGUUAUCAAGGCAAGUGCUUCGAAUAUCAGCGACGCCAAGAGCAAGGACGCGACUGUACCGAGUUCGCCUGAGCGUCCCAGCGAGUGCCAUUACAGUCUUGCGAACGGGGCUCUUGCACACGAGGUCGUACCCCUCGAUACUGCAAACAGCCUGGAAAGGAGCGGCUCUGACAGCAAAAUAUCGGAUCAGAUCAAAGGUGUCGGUGCCGUCUACGAAGACGAAAAGGCAUUCCCCCGCCACAUGAGCUUGGAGCACGACGAAGAAGAUAGGGAUGCCGAUGAUGGCCAUGAUGCCAACGAACUAGAUGCGGUUCCUGCGACCGAAUGCCAGGAACGAUAA